Molecule: messenger RNA, 2276 nt
Organism: Oenanthe melanoleuca
Lineage: Eukaryota; Metazoa; Chordata; Aves; Passeriformes; Muscicapidae
Gene: KCNJ5
Product: potassium inwardly rectifying channel subfamily J member 5
Exons: 4
Coding region: 321-1820 (499 amino acids)
Biological process (GO): potassium ion import across plasma membrane; regulation of monoatomic ion transmembrane transport
Cellular component (GO): plasma membrane
Molecular function (GO): G-protein activated inward rectifier potassium channel activity
Source: RefSeq, a predicted model, not a curated record
GCGGAGAUUCGCCCCUCGCCCUGCCCACGCUGCCUCCGCCGCCGGCAGCGCCCAAACCCCUCCCUCGCUCAUUGAGAGCAGAUAAGGCUCCGGCACGCAGCCUCUGCUCCUGCCCCGGCCCUUCAAAAGCCGGGAGCGCCGGGAUCCUCGGCACGGGCGGCAGGAGCGGCCGGGGAGCGGCGGAGGUCGGAGCGGAGCGGAGCGGAGCGGGGGUACCCGGGCGCGGGGCAUCCUCGGGGCCACGCCGAUGCUCGCCGCGGGCGGGCAGCCGGGGGCAGGCAGGGCGGCCCCGAGGGCGAUCCCGGCUCCCUGGUGAUGGCAUGGACCGGCCGCUGCCCCCGCAGCCUCGCCCAGCCCCGCUCCUGCCCCCGCAGCCCCGGCGCGACGCGGAUGCGGAGCCGCUCGUAGCAAGAUACUUGCCAGUGAGCUGCGAGCGCAGUUUCCAGAUGAGGAAGUGGCACAUUCAGCCCUGGGAGGGGACAGGGAAUGCAGCGCGCUGGGAACUCCUCGGGGAUUGUGGCUCUGGGAGCCCAGCCAUGGCUGGAGAUUCCCGGAUCCUCAUGAGCCAGGACAUGGACAUCGGGGCGGCGUCGCGGGAGCCCAAGAAGAUCCCGAAGCAGGCGCGGGACGACGCGCCCAUCGCCACGGACAGGACCCGCCUGCUCUCUGCCGAGGGCAAGAAGCCGCGGCAGCGCUACAUGGAGAAGAGCGGCAAGUGCAACGUGCACCACGGCAACGUGCAGGAGACCUACCGGUACCUCAGCGACCUCUUCACCACCCUGGUGGACCUCAAGUGGCGCUUCAACCUGCUGGUCUUCACCAUGGUCUACACCGUCACCUGGCUGUUCUUCGGGUUCAUCUGGUGGCUCAUCGCCUACGUCCGGGGAGACCUGGAGCACCUGGAGGACGAGAACUGGAUCCCCUGCGUGGAAAACCUCAGCGGGUUCGUGUCGGCGUUCCUGUUCUCCAUCGAGACCGAGACCACCAUCGGCUACGGCCACCGGGUCAUCACGGAGAAGUGUCCCGAGGGCAUCGUGCUGCUCCUGGUCCAGGCCAUCCUGGGCUCCAUCGUCAACGCCUUCAUGGUGGGGUGCAUGUUCGUCAAGAUCAGCCAGCCAAAGAAGAGGGCGGAGACCCUCAUGUUCUCCAACAACGCCGUCAUCUCCCUGAGGGACGAGAAGCUCUGCCUCAUGUUCCGCGUCGGGGACCUCCGCAACUCCCACAUCGUCGAGGCUUCCAUUCGAGCCAAACUGAUCAAGUCCAAACAGACCAAAGAAGGAGAGUUUAUCCCCCUGAACCAAACGGACAUCAACGUGGGAUUUGACACCGGAGACGACAGGUUGUUCUUGGUGUCCCCUCUCAUCAUCUCACAUGAGAUCAAUGAGAAAAGCCCCUUCUGGGAGAUGUCCCGCACGCAGCUGGAGAAGGAGGAGUUUGAGAUUGUGGUCAUCCUGGAAGGAAUGGUGGAGGCCACAGGGAUGACUUGCCAGGCUCGCAGCUCCUACAUGGACACCGAGGUGCUGUGGGGACACCGCUUCACCCCCGUGCUCACCCUGGAGAAGGAUUUUUACGAGGUGGACUAUAACAGCUUCCACAGCACCUACGAGACCCACACGCCCGUGUGCUGUGCCAGGGAGCUGGCCCAGUCCCGCCGGGAGGGGCAGCUGCUGGGCCACCUGCCCGGCCUGGGCCAGGACACAGGGACAGCCAGGGACGAGCAGGAGCAGGAGGAGCAGGAGGAGGAGGAAGGCAGGGAUCCAGCAGGACAGAGCGGAGCCAACGGGACAGCGGGAGAGGGGAAGGAAGAGGUGCCUGUAUAACCCUGGAGCUGCUGGAGCAGACCCCCACACGCCCUGCUGGGACCCCACACGCCCUGCUGGGACCCUGACUGGGAGCCAGGACCUGCCUGGGAGCCAGAGCUGGGAUUCAUCCCCAGCUCUGCUGCCUGCUGCUCAUCCUGGGAGUCACUGCACUGCACUGUGCCUCAGUUUCCCUCCCUUUUCCUGAGGCUCUGAGCUUUGCCCUCCUCUGCAGAGCAUCUCAAUCUCCAUGGACAAGGCCCACUCUUCUCAUCACUGUCAAAGCCCAAAUUCCCACUGGUUGUUUCAUUGGAUGUGCAGAACUCAGCCCCUCCUGAGAGGGUGUUUAACCAAUCCAGGAUGUCCCAUCUCAGUAUGAAGAAUGUGAUUUCAUACCUUCACUUCAUUUGUGAGUCCAUGUAUUGUAGACAAUAUUCCAGCUGAAUUAAAAAAAGGAAAAAACCUCUCUGCUAUGUA